Messenger RNA from Miscanthus lutarioriparius, 240 nucleotides. NCBI's taxonomy places the organism in Eukaryota, Viridiplantae, Streptophyta, Magnoliopsida, Poales, Poaceae. The record is from the annotation of a GenBank genome assembly.
AUGCCGCGCGCCAUGGCCUGGCUGUCGCGGACCUCGCAGAGGCCUGUUCUUCUGCUUUCUGCUGUGAGGGCGAUCGAAGGCCUCGGUCUCGAUGUCCAGCAAGCUGUUAUCAGUUGCUUCAAUGGAUUUUCCUUGGACAUCUUCAAGGCUGAGCUAUGCAACGAAGGCCCUGGGCUUCUGCCAGAAGAGAUCAAGUCCGUGCUCCUGCAAUCCGCUGGGUUCCAUGGCGUGAUGCCAUGA